Molecule: messenger RNA, 1062 nt
Organism: Actinia tenebrosa (Australian red waratah sea anemone)
Lineage: Eukaryota; Metazoa; Cnidaria; Anthozoa; Actiniaria; Actiniidae
Product: death-associated protein kinase 3
Biological process (GO): intracellular signal transduction; protein phosphorylation; positive regulation of apoptotic process
Cellular component (GO): nucleus
Molecular function (GO): protein serine/threonine kinase activity; ATP binding
Source: RefSeq, a predicted model, not a curated record
AACAACACUUUUAGUCUGUCUAUCAGCAAGUAGAACGCGGGCGUCAAGUACGAAAUAGUAUCCGCAAUGUCUAAUCUAGCCGCAAAAAAGUUUGGCCCGCAGACGAUGGAGCUGAAGAAGGAAAGCCCGGAGACGUCCUACCAAAUUAAGGCCGAAGUUGCGAGUGUUGAGGCAAAAAACGUUCUGGAAUUCCUCGGAGAAAAACCACGGGCAAAUGAAGAAGACGUCGCGUUUGUGAUGAGACAGACCCUUGACGCCCUCAAGUACCUCCAUGGCCUAAAGAUCGUCCAUCUUGAUGUCAGGCCCGCAAACAUCCUGGUAAAGAAGGACUACACUCUCAAGCUGAUCGACUAUGGAUGUGCUCGUAGGAUCGUCAACGACACUGGAGACUUGGUGGAUGCUAUUGGUGUCACAGAGUUUUCUGCGCCUGAGCUUCUGAACAUGGAUCCCGUGUGCUGGGCAGCUGAUAUGUGGAGUAUCGGUGUACUCAUGUACAUUAUGUUGAGUGCCACUUUGCCAUUCACAUCAGAAGAUGAGGAUGAAAUUACAGCGGCAGUUACAGCAGUGGACUACGACAUGCCCGCAGACAAGUUUGGAAAAGCCACCGAUGAAGCCAAGAAUCUUGUCAAGAAGUGUCUGGUGCGAGUCCCUGAGAAGCGUCCCACUGCUGUUCAAGUACUGGAGGGAGAUUGGUUAUCCAAUAACAAUUCUCAAAGAAGGAAGACAACUGAUAUUCCUUCGAGUAAAUUCAAGGAACUGAACCAAGCUCUACAAGACGCGGACAAGGAAGAGGCUGUCGUUGCGUCAUGCACUCUGCGCACCUUCGAAGAGCAAGAAUACGAAUCCCCAGAUGAGGACGAAGAGUAAACCCAACAUCUUCACUCUCCCCUCCCUCCCUGGAACGAAAUUUGACCCUGCAACAAAAACAUGACUUUUUGAUGUUCUUUCAAAAGAGGAAAAAUUUUCAAGAUAUUUUUGUAUUAGAAUGAAAUAUUUCGGCUUCUAAUAGCUAAUGAAGAAAAUUAAUAAAUAUUUAGCUAAUAAAUAUAUAUUCUUGUCUUA